Molecule: messenger RNA, 2482 nt
Organism: Grammomys surdaster
Lineage: Eukaryota; Metazoa; Chordata; Mammalia; Rodentia; Muridae
Gene: Pold3
Product: DNA polymerase delta 3, accessory subunit
Exons: 12
Coding region: 64-1452 (462 amino acids)
Biological process (GO): nucleotide-excision repair, DNA gap filling; DNA strand elongation involved in DNA replication; DNA synthesis involved in UV-damage excision repair
Cellular component (GO): nucleus; delta DNA polymerase complex
Molecular function (GO): DNA-directed DNA polymerase activity
Source: RefSeq, a predicted model, not a curated record
UUUCCCGCCGGCGGGAGCUGAGGCUGAAGGGGGGUUGAACGAAGGGCUCGGAGCCGCACCACCAUGGCCGAACAGCUGUAUCUAGAAAACAUAGACGAGUUCGUCACGGACCAGAACAAGAUCGUGACUUACAAGUGGCUAAGCUAUACACUAGGGGUUCAUGUUAACCAGGCCAAACAGAUGCUCUAUGAAUAUGUUGAAAGGAAACGGAAGGAAAAUUCGGGAGCUCAGCUGCAUGUUACCUACUUGGUGUCUGGCAGUCUUAUACAGAACGGGCAUUCUUGCCACAAGGUUGCAGUAGUGAGAGAAGAUAAACUGGAAGCAGUGAAGUCCAAGUUAGCUGUGACUGCCAGCAUCCAUGUGUACAGCAUCCAGAAAGCUAUGCUAAAGGACAGUGGGCCUCUGUUCAAUACCGACUAUGACAUCCUUAAAAGCAAUUUGCAGAACUGCAGCAAGUUUAGUGCCAUACAGUGUGCAGCUGCAGUCCCCAGAGCUCCUGUAGAAUCCUCAUCUUCCAGAAAGUUUGAGCAAUCAAAUCUUCAGGCAGCAAGUGAGACACAAGCCAAUGAGCUGACUACCAAUGGCCAUGGUCCACCUGCCUCCAAACAGGCUUCCCAGCAGCCCAAAGGAAUUAUGGGAAUGUUAAUUUCUAAAGCUGCUACUAAAACCCAAGACACCAACAAGGAAACCAAAGCAGAGGCCCGAGAAGUAACAAGUGCAUCUUCCGCUGGGGGCAAAGCACCAGGAAAAGGGAAUGUGAUGAGCAACUUUUUUGGAAAAGCUGCUCUGAGUAAACUUAAAGUCAAUUUGGAUUCAGAACAAGCAGUAAAGGAAGAAAAAACAGUGGAGCAACCUCCAGUGUCUGUCACUGAACCAAAGCUGGCAGCUCCCUCAGCUCUGAAGAAAUCCAGCAGAAAGUCAGAGCCUGUGAAGAUGCAGCAAAAGGAAAAAAGCAACAGGGGCAAGCGAGCAGACUUAUCUGAUGAGGAAGUGAAGGAAACCGAAAACCUGAAGAAAAAGAGGAGAAGAAUCAAGCUUCCUCAGUCUGACAGCAGUGAAGAUGAAGUCUUCGCAGACUCUCCUGAGAUGUAUGAAGCAGACUCAGCAUCUCCACCUCCUGCAUCUCCACCUCCUGAUCCUAUUCCAAAAACUGAGCCCCCUCCUGUCAAGCAUUCAAGUGGAGAAAAAAAAAGAAAACGAAAGCGUGUACUGAAAUCUAAAACCUUUGUGGAUGAAGAAGGCUGCAUAGUGACUGAGAAAGUCUACGAGAGUGAGUCCUGCACAGACAGUGAGGGGGAGCUUAAGAUGAAGACAGCCUCAGCACACAGACCUCCUGCUGCCACUGUGAAAAGGGAGCCCAGAGAAGAACGGAAGGGCCCCAAGAAAGGGGCUGCUGCUCUGGGCAAAGCCAACAGACAAGUAUCCAUUACUGGCUUCUUCCAGAAAAAGUAAAUACUGCCCCUGGAAGGACUUGGGGUGGUCAAGGGAGAAGACCAAGUAUAGACUGUCACUUACUGUGUAAGUUUGCCUAGCUCCUUGCCUCGCCUGGAUCAAAUGCUGCUCUGCCAUCAUGGGACACGUGGACCACUUCUAUUUUAUUUACCCAAAAGGAAGUCACCUGGAAGCAGGAGGCAAAAGAAUAUUUUAAAACUGUUACAUUGUAAUAAGUUUAUAAAGCACAAUCUUUGACCUGCCUAGGAGAAUUCAUUCAAGAAUUCCCUACUGGGCCCCACUCAUCCUGUGCCAUGUUCUUCUCCUGGUCCUGUGUGUUCUGUGAACUUGUGACAAUGUUUUAUUUUAUGAAUUCUACUGGAUGUGUUCACUACUUCUCCAUGUUCCUCUCCCUACUACCAUACUUCUGUCCCCUGAUCCCACAAAACUGUUUUCUGUAAAUCUUUUAAGUCUUGGUCAGUUUUAAGCUAAAACUAAAAUCUUCUGUAAUUCCCUAUCUCUAUCAAUAUAGUGAGUGACACUCGGCUCCAGGCUAGGCCAGUGUGUAUUGUCCAGACCUUUCAUCAUGGAAGCUCCCUCAUCCUCCCUCACACUCACUGGUUAGGGCAGAGCACAGAGAUGUGCUAAUGUACCCAGCCUCACCAGAAAUGACCUAGAGUAACAUAGUGGGCAAUGACAGAGCUGUUAUGUUGCCAACACAGGGUACAGGUACACUUAUGUGUGGUUUCUUCCUUCCAAAUUUUCCAUACUUAAUACCUAGAGAGUGGAACCUGUAUAGUGAGAUGAAGGAUUAAAAUAAGAAAUGCUUUUUAUGCACCAGAUAAUUUCUCCCUCACAAGGAACUACAGAGUCCAGAAAUGUCAGUUUCCCAUUCUGGGAAGGAAGGGCGAACUUAGCAUACAUUUCUACACAGAUGUUGCUCCUCUGUUUUGUCAAGUUCUUCAUUUGCCCAGCAGUACAGGCUCCCCAGGAAGAGAUGGGGGGCUGACUGGCUAUAGAUAUAAACAGAAAUUAAACAUUUGCUUUUGUA